Tachysurus fulvidraco (yellow catfish) is the source of this 2234-nucleotide messenger RNA. It is a transcript of the gene gpr143, whose product is annotated as G protein-coupled receptor 143. Gene Ontology annotation, biological process: melanosome organization; regulation of calcium-mediated signaling; cell surface receptor signaling pathway. Gene Ontology annotation, cellular component: plasma membrane; melanosome membrane. Gene Ontology annotation, molecular function: L-DOPA receptor activity; L-tyrosine binding; L-DOPA binding. Bases 813 to 2045 code for a protein of 410 amino acids. The transcript is spliced from 9 exons. The record is from RefSeq and is a predicted model, not a curated record. NCBI's taxonomy places the organism in Eukaryota, Metazoa, Chordata, Actinopteri, Siluriformes, Bagridae.
AUGUCUUUAACAUCUACUGUAUGCAAGAGCCGUAGAGAAUGCUAAUCGGCUUUAUUGUCUUUUUGGUCUGUUGUCAUAAUGAUUAACACUUUUAACACUUAACACUUAACAUCAAGGCCACUGAGGUCACAACAAAUCAACACCAACAAAUCGGUUUUUUUCUCAUGACCUCUAUCUCAGCGUCUCCUCCAUCGCAGCCCUAAGGUGUGGUGUGCUGCAUGCUGUGGAAUUUUGUCCUCCUUUACAUUGAUGAUGAUGAUGAUGAUGAUGAUGAUGAUGAUGUCACUUCCUGAUGCAGUAAGUCUGUGACAGCAGAAACAUAGCCCACAUUACAGAGCUGAACUUCCACAAAGACUUCACAACAAAACACUAAAUAAAAAUAAUUCCAGCUGCUUCAUUCAGGCUUCUGGACCAGUCAUAAUAUCUCAUUAGGAGCGUUUUUAUGUUUGAUUUUUAAUGAAAAAGAAAAUAAAAAGUCUUUAUAGUGAACCAAGUCCACAACGAAACAAACACCAUGCCGUCUUAGCAUUUUUGGCGUGGCUUCUUUUACAGAAAUGUUGCUUGGGGGGAGAAUUAAGCAAAAGCACAUGAUGCUUCAACUCGUGAUUUUCACCCAGAGAGCAGAUGAAUGAACAGAUGGAGGGAUGGACGUCUUUCCUCACAUCUCUCUUGUAGUAGCAGAAAGGUAACUGGACUUUAAGGCUAAACCGUGUUUUGUUUUGUGUUUCUAACUGUGGAUGAUGUUCUCCUUGGCUUAAGCCUCGCGACUUUUCCUCUCUGUCCACGGCUUCAUUCUUCUCCAAGCUGAAAGCAUGGCUUCUCCUCGCCUCGAGACCUUCUGCUGUCCGAAUCGUGACGCUGCAACAGAUUUUAUCGUCAGCUUCCAGCCCAGUUUUUUCAGUGCUAUGUGUGCAGGAAGCGCUGGACUGAGCAUGAUCAUCUCUCUCCUGCAGAUUCUUCCUAAAAGAAGAGGCUACAGGAGAGUGGUGACGUACCCGCUCCCAAAACCGGCCUCUUCCUCCAGGAUUCUGUUCAUCAUAAGCGUAUGUGAUAUUCUCGGGUGUGUGGGAAUAAUCGUGAGAUCGUCAGUGUGGCUCGGCGCUCCCAGCAUCAUCCAGGACAUCUCAGUCACUAACAGCAGUAAUGUGUGGCCUGAAGUCUUCUGUGUGGGCAGCGCUAUGUGGAUCCAGCUGUUCUUCAGUGCCUCGUUCUGGUGGAUGUUCUGCUACGCCGUGGACGCAUUUCUGGUGGUCAGACGAUCCGCUGGAAUCAGCACCAUUGUUCUGUAUCACAUGAUCACGUGGGGUUUAGCUGUGCUGCUGUGUGUGGAAGGUGUAGCCAUGCUUUAUUACCCCUCCCUCUCAAGUUGUGAAAACGGUCUUCAGCACGCGAUCCCUCACUACAUCACCACGUACGCUCCGAUGCUGUUGGUGCUUUUAGUCAAUCCGAUCCUGUUCACACGCACUGUGACUGCUGUUACUUCAUUACUGAAAGGACGUCAAGGAAUUUACACAGAAAAGGAGAGACGCUUAGGAGCAGAAAUCAAAAUACGAUUCUUCAAAAUUCUCCUGGUCUUCAUUAUCUGCUGGCUGCCCAACCUGAUUAAUGAGAGUUUGUUAUUUUACCUGGAAGUUCAACCGGACAUUCAGGAUGCCGAGCUGAAAAAUGUCCGUAACGCAUCUCUCAUCACCUGGUUCAUUAUGGGCAUUCUGAACCCCAUGCAGGCCUUCCUCAACACACUGGCCUUCCACGGCUGGACAGGAUUAGACCUCGACCUGAGACUGCAGAGGCGGCGAGAGCUAACCUGGGACUCGGCCUCCACCUCGAUAGCGACACCUGGUGGUUAUGAUCCCUUGAUGCCUUCCACACUGCUCUACCAGAGCCAUGUCCAGGAUGGGAAGAAGUUGACAGGAAAUGGACACCACAUUCCCUCUGACGCUGUCAGCAUCCUGUCUGAAAGUUCUGGCUCUAGUACUCUGGAAAUCCACACAGGCGGUGGAGAGGAAGCUGAAGCAGGAGUGAUGGAGGAGACGGCGAGACGAUAGGAGACGAGUGGAUGAAGUGUGUCUGAUCACACCAGUUAUUCUGGAACAGAAAGAUCUGGUCUCUGUUUUAUUCGCAACAAAAAGACAUUCCAUAAUUCUGUUUAUAGAAAUAAAAUUCUAGGCAGUGACACAGUGACAGAGUGACACAGUGACAGUGACAGAAUGACAGAGUGACACAGUGACAGAGUG